UGUGGGUAGGAGGAGUCUCAGAGGGGGUUGGGCAAAGUGGGCACCUGUUUGGGAUCCGUCAGUCAGUAGGCUCUGCUUUGGGAAGGUCCGAUGAGUCCCUUGGCUUUUUGCUGGGUUUUCUGUCUUCUCACCUGAAGGCAGAAGCCCGGGAAGGUCCGCACGUGGGGGAGAAAAAUGAGCAGGAACUUGACCGCUAGUCAAGGCAGCGUCUCAGCCCCGCCCAAGCGUGAUGGACCUUGGAUAGUGAAAGUGGAGGGAGACUCAGCCGGAGGUCGGGAGUCCAACCCAACCGGGGACUGUCAGGAUCCCGAAAUUUCUCGAGGGCAUUUUAGGCGGUUCCGUUAUGAGGAAGUGGCCGGACCCGAAGAGGCGCUGAGCCGGCUCAGGGAACUUUGUCGUCGGUGGCUGAGGCCCGAAAUGCACUCGAAAGAGCAGAUCCUGGAGCUGCUGGUGCUGGAGCAGUUCCUGACCAUCCUGCCCCAGGAACUCCAGGCCUGGGUGCGGAAGCACUGCCCAAAGAGCGGGGAGGAGGCUGCCGCCGUGGUGCGCGCUCUUCAGAGAGCGCCUGGUGGGACCUCACCCCAGGGGUUGGAGACAGUCCAGGAGGUGGCCGCAUCUCUCACCUGGGAGGAGUGGGAGCGUCUGGACGCAGCACAGAGGACCGACUGCAGGAAGAGUGCGCCCAAGGGUUAUGGCCACACGGGCUCGCCAGGUUCAGAAACUGGACCCGAGAACAAAGAGUUGAUUCCAAAGCAAGAAAUUCUAGGAGCGGAGCCCCGUGGGUGGCUGCACGGGUCCCAGGAGAAGGCUCCCCUGUUUUCCGAGUGGGGUGACGCCCACAGGGACUGGGUAGAAAAGCCCUCAGGAAACCUCUCCUCCCUGAAACUUGAAGAUUCUUCCGAGGAGCAGGGAGUCUCCAGCAUCUGCGAUCUUAAGACAAGUCCCGGAGAAGAGGACCCCAAAAAUCACAAAUCAGGGACCAGUGCCAGAAGCUCACGCUUUGCUCUCUGUCAGCACGUCCAGAGGCCUGUGACUGGUGAUGACCACGGGAACAGGUGUAGACACACUUUAGAGACGGUGAAACCCCACAAAUCCCAGGACAGUGAGGGACGCUGCCAGCGGUCAGGCCUUGUCGAGAUGCAGAGGCGGCUCCAGGAAGAAAGGCCUUACGAAUGCGGUAACUGUCGGAAGAGUUUCAAACAGCGCUCCGACCUGUCCAAGCACCAGAGGACCCACACCGGGGAGAAGCCCUACGCGUGCCCGGCGUGCGGGAAGGCCUUCAGCCAGAGCGCCACCCUCGUCAAACACCAGAGGACUCACACCGGCGAGAAGCCGUACGCCUGUGCCAAGUGCGGGGACCGCUUCAGGCAGAGCUCCAACCUCAUCCGGCAUCAGAGGAUCCACCAGGGAGAGACACACUUCACGUGCGACGAAUGUGGGGAAACCUGCCGUGUCUCCCACCGGGCGAGACAUGAGCGGACACACAAGGGGGAGAGGCCCUUCGUGUGCGACGCGUGUGCCAAGAGCUUCAAACGCUGCUCCGACCUGUCCAAGCACCAGAGGACCCACACCGGGGAGAAGCCCUACGGGUGCCCGGCGUGCGGGAAGGCCUUCAGCCAGAGCGCCACCCUCGUCAAACACCAGAGGACACACACCGGCGAGAAGCCGUACGCCUGUGCCAAGUGCGGGGACCGCUUCAGGCAGAGCUCACACCUCAGCCGGCACCAGAGGACCCACCAGGGAGAGAGCAACUACACGUGUGACCAAUGUGGGGAAACCUGCCGUGUCGCCAGUCGGCUUAGACACCAGAGGACACACAAGGGCGAGAGGCCCUACGUGUGUGACGCAUGUGCCAAGAGCUUCAAACGCUGCUCCGACCUGUCCAAGCACCAGAGGACCCACACUGGGGAGAAGCCCUACGGGUGUUUCGUCUGUGGGAGGCGCUUCAGCCAGAGCGCCACCCUCGUCAAACACCAGAGGACUCACACUGGAGAGAAACCUUACAGAUGCCUUGAGUGUGGGGACAGCUUUAGGCAGAGCUCACACCUUCUCCGACACCAAAGGACCCACAGAAAUAAAGUCCCAUCAUUCUGACAUGCUUCUGCCUGAGCGGUUUUGUUUCUCUCCCUUCCUCUCUUUCCAGGAACCGCAUCCUUUGGCUUUUGCGCCAUUUCCACCAUCAUGGAUCGUGUCACCUUGGGCCUCGCGUCCAGGACAGACGGAGUCCAGCUGGCGUCUCAGGAUGGGCUUUGAUCACGCAUUGCCCCGAAGGAGGACUGCGUGAGGUGGGAUCCCUGCCUGAAGAGACUUCUGGAAGAGUGAGGGCUGACGUGUGACAGUUCUGUCCUUGUCUCCACUCCUCUGGAACUUCUGCUUUGGGGCCCCCUCUUGCCCACUCCAGUUACUUCCCCGAGCAUGUAUCCACUUGCGUAGAUGGUAAAUAUUUCAUAAUCCAAAGUUAAGUACCUAGAAGAGACAUUCUAUAUUCUUGACCUUUUAAACAAUUAAAUUUGCAGGGUCCCUCUUUC
Phacochoerus africanus (Common warthog) is the source of this 2528-nucleotide messenger RNA. It is a transcript of the gene ZNF394, whose product is annotated as zinc finger protein 394. Bases 175 to 2094 code for a protein of 639 amino acids. Lineage: Eukaryota; Metazoa; Chordata; Mammalia; Artiodactyla; Suidae. Gene Ontology annotation, biological process: regulation of transcription by RNA polymerase II. The transcript is spliced from 3 exons. Gene Ontology annotation, molecular function: DNA-binding transcription factor activity, RNA polymerase II-specific; RNA polymerase II cis-regulatory region sequence-specific DNA binding. The record is from RefSeq and is a predicted model, not a curated record.